This is a messenger RNA of Colletes gigas, 1818 nucleotides long. RefSeq names its product zinc finger CCCH-type with G patch domain-containing protein. Lineage: Eukaryota; Metazoa; Arthropoda; Insecta; Hymenoptera; Colletidae. The record is from RefSeq and is a predicted model, not a curated record. Bases 20 to 1777 code for a protein of 585 amino acids. The transcript is spliced from 9 exons. Gene Ontology annotation, molecular function: metal ion binding; RNA polymerase II cis-regulatory region sequence-specific DNA binding; DNA-binding transcription factor activity, RNA polymerase II-specific. Gene Ontology annotation, biological process: negative regulation of DNA-templated transcription; regulation of transcription by RNA polymerase II. Gene Ontology annotation, cellular component: nucleus.
UACUGUGAAUUGUAUUCACAUGUGGCUGUGCGUUAGUAUGCGUAGGUGGAGGGGCAGUUUUCUUGGGGCACCGGUCUGCAAUCUGGUACCGCUGCUGCGAUCGUUAAGCUGCACAAAACGGCGGAGUUUUCUAAAUGUAAACUGUCAUAAUAGCUUGCCGUGCAAAUUGCCAUUUCUUAAGGGUUUGCUAGUCGGUUCUUUUUACCGCAAACAGAUCAACAUGACAGACGCGGAAAGUUUAAGGGAAGCAAUCGCACAAUACGAACAGCAGUUGACACAAGUUCAGGCAACCCUAUCCACGAAGGUAUCGGGGGCCGACAGAGACAAUUUAUUAAGCUUGGAAUCCGAUAUACAAGAACUAAUUAAUUUAACGAAAGAGAGCUUGCAUAGCGUCGAAACGGGUGAUACAGGGAACGAAUCGAAGACGGAAAGUUUAAACGACGAGGACGAAGAUCCACUAGCAAAGGAGUAUACCUUGUUUAAGGCGGAAUUGGAGGAAGUCUCAAAUGAUUCUGAGAAUAGUAAGCAGAAUGAACAAGCCAAGGGAGCUUCAAACAAUAUAGAAGAAGAAUUGAAGCAGCUCGAGGGCAUGAAAUGUAGAGCCCCACAUGGUAGCAGUUGGGGAGGUAUUGGUUACCAUAAUGCUAUGAUAUGCUCAGUUUAUCAGACUGAUGUUACAGAAAUAAAGAACAUGCAAGAUAUAAAGGUCAGAGUACUUUUCUUAAAUCCAACACACAAAGAAAUGCUUCCAUGCCCCUAUUAUUUGAAUGGAAAAUGUAAAUUCUCUGAUCAGGAUUGCAGAUUUUCGCAUGGUGAACUAGUACCAUUAUCUAGUAUACAAGAAUAUAGGGAACCUGACUUUCAAAGUAUAAAAAUGGGUAGCAGGGUACUAACAAAACAAAAAAAUGAAUUGUGGCAUAGAUGCAUUAUUCUAAAAUUGCCAGAAAAAGAUGGAGAUGUUGUUCGUGUUAAAUUUGAAGCAAGUGGUAACAUUACUGAAACGUGUUUGCAAGAUAUUUUGCCACUCGAUGAUGCAGACUUAGAAAUGUCAGAUACAUCCGAUGAUACGGAUAAUGAAACAGAUUCACUGGAAUAUUCUAAAGAGGAAGUAAUUCACAAGUCUCUCCUUACUUUGGAGAAUAAUGCAUCGUUGGGAAAUUGGGAGAGACAUACGCGUGGUAUAGGUAGUAAACUAAUGGCUCAAAUGGGAUACAUAGUAGGUACUGGUCUGGGAAAGCAUUCUGACGGUAGAAUAGAACCGGUCGAAGCAACUGUAUUGCCUGCUGGUAAAUCUUUAGAUCACUGUAUGGAAUUGCGAGAAAACGCGGGUGGGGAUAAAAAUCUAUUUACCGUAGAACGUAGAAUGCGGAAACAACAACAAAAACUAGAACAACAAAGGGAGAGACAAUACCAAAGGGCAAAACAACAAGAAAAAAAAAAUAUAUUUAAUUUCUUAAAUACAACCUUGGGUAAUAAAUCUGAAAAUGAAACGCAAACGAGUACCUCAAAAAACAAGAACGAUCUCAAAACAGAAUCGAAUCGACAGUUGAAUGUAGCAAGCUUUAAAAUUGGGGAAAAUAUUUUGAGGUUAGAGAGAGAAUCGUCCAAGUUAAAAGAAUCACUGACAAGGCAUACAAAGGGCAGUGUUCUCUAUAAUAACAUUGUCAUGAAGUAUAACGAGAAACAGAAAGAGCUUGUUGAUUUGAAAGCAUCGGAAAAGAAUAUAGCCGCCGAACAAAAUCAACGAAAGAACAGAGCAAAAUUGUCUAUAUUUUGAUGAUCAAUUCACUUUUAUACAGUACACAAAAUGUACCUAUG